Molecule: messenger RNA, 1553 nt
Organism: Coregonus clupeaformis (lake whitefish)
Lineage: Eukaryota; Metazoa; Chordata; Actinopteri; Salmoniformes; Salmonidae
Product: zinc finger protein OZF-like
Exons: 3
Coding region: 161-1471 (436 amino acids)
Biological process (GO): regulation of transcription by RNA polymerase II
Molecular function (GO): DNA-binding transcription factor activity; RNA polymerase II cis-regulatory region sequence-specific DNA binding
Source: RefSeq, a predicted model, not a curated record
CCAAAUAAAAUUUCACAGGCUUUUGCUAGAUCUAUUCCGUUGUAAGAUUAGUGUAGAUGAGACGUUUAUCACAAUUUACAUAUAAUUUAGAUAUUUAAAAAGGUGUGGUCUAGCUUUUAUUCAUCUGAACGCAUUGACAAAAGAAAUAAUCGCUUCCAAGAUGGAUCGGGACAGAGCUAGCCCAUCCCCCUCCAACCUGCUGGAGUCCCCUGGUCACAACUCUCCUGGUAGAGCCUUACUGCUGGGUCUGAAGAGGGUGUCUGUGUGGCUGGUCGACUGCAGGAAAACACCAGGGCAGAGUGGAACUGUGAGAGAAGGACACGAGGAGGGUGAUGGAGAUUUGAUUUCAUCAGGGGACACCCCUAACCGUCGUUCUCUCAGUGGGAGGGGCUUAUCAUCUGGGGAGCCUCAACAUAAUCUUGCUGAUGAAGCAAAGAAGUGUCUUUAUAGAUCUGAGCAACGCAAGAAACACCAGCAGAGACAUAUAGGGAAGAAACCUCACCACUGCUGCUCUGACUGUGGGAUGAGUUUCACUAGCCUGAGUGACUUCAUUAUUCACCAGCGGACGCACACCGGAGAGAAACCGUACUGCUGCUCUCAGUGUGGGAAGAGGUUCACUGCUUCAAACGCCUUCAAAUCUCAUCUGCGAAUUCAUACAGGGGAGAGGCCUUACCCCUGCCUUGAUUGUGGAAAAAGCUUUGCUUAUUUGGGAGCCCUAAACAUACACAAGCAAACACACACUGGAGUGAAGCCUUAUAGCUGUGAUAAGUGUGGGAAGAGCUUCAAUCAGUCAGGCCACCUGACUACACACCAGCUAACACACACUGGAGAGAAACCUUAUAGCUGUGAUCAGUGUGGGAAGAGCUUUGCUGUAGCUUCCACCCUGAAUAGACACCAGGUAACGCACACUGGAGAGAAGCCUUAUAGUUGUGAUCAGUGUGGGAAGAGCUUUGCUGUAGUUUCCUCUCUGAUUAGACACCAUCAAACACACACUGGAGAGAGAACUUACGUCUGUCUAUGUGGGAAGAGCUUUGCUCUAGCUUCCACCCUGACUACACAUCAGCGAACACACACUGGAGAGAAGCCUUAUAGCUGUGAUCAGUGUGGGAAGAGCUUUGCUGUAUCAGAAAAACUAAGUAUACACAAGCGAACACACACAGGAGAGAAGCCUUAUAGCUGUGAUCAGUGUGGGAAGAGCUUCAGUCAAUCAGUACACCUAAAUACACACCAGCGAACACACUCACGAGAGAAGCCUUUUAGCUGUGAUCAGUGUGGGAAGAGCUUCGGUCAAUCAGUACACCUGAAUACACACCAGCGAACACACACAGGAGAGAAACCUUACAGCUGUGAUCAGUGUGGAAAGAGCUUCAGUCAAUCAGGGAGCCUGAAUUCACACCAGCGAACCCACACUGGAGAGAAACCCGUAUGUCUGUCUAUGUGGAAAGAGCUUUGCUCAUUUACGGACAAUUAAAAAACAUCAGAAAGCAAAAAUGUGCCGUAUUUCAUCUCCCUCCUGUCCGGCACCGGUUCCAGAUCCCUAAAUAAAGGGUCAA